AUGGGGGCUCCCAGCCUUAUGACUUCAGAGGCACCCUUUGAACUGUCGCAGCAUCUAGUCGUUGAGGGCUUUAGCCUCAGUGUCUACAGCACUCCAGAAAGCUUCAAGGAAAAGUUCCUUCUCAAGACCUGCAAGAACCCAAUGGUACCCAUAGGCUGCCUGGGCACAGUGGCUGCCCUCACCCAUGACCUCUACUGCUUCCCUAGGGAUCAGAGCCAGUGCUGCCAGCUCAUGAUAUACAACCAGAUUGCCACCCAGGGCUUCUCGCUCACAGCCACCUUGCUGGAUCCAGCUUCAUCAGCUGUGAAGUCUCUGCCCAAGCCUGGCUUGGUCUUGAAAGCUCCGUGGAGAUUAUUCCCAGCCUGGGAGUAA
This is a messenger RNA of Equus quagga, 372 nucleotides long. RefSeq names its product HIG1 domain family member 2A-like. The record is from RefSeq and is a predicted model, not a curated record. Gene Ontology annotation, biological process: mitochondrial respirasome assembly. Lineage: Eukaryota; Metazoa; Chordata; Mammalia; Perissodactyla; Equidae. Gene Ontology annotation, cellular component: mitochondrion. Bases 1 to 372 code for a protein of 123 amino acids. The transcript has a single exon.